GUUAAGAUUCGGCACUCGCGUUAAAACAUAAACCCUAAGAAGAACCCUAAUUUCAAUCCCAAAUCUUAGUAUAUCCUCCUUCUCUGUUCCACUUCAUUGGCUAUCAAUGGAGGAGCAGGAAGAGCAGCAUCUACAGAUUCCCGAAACCUUCGUCUACGAAACUCUUAGUCCACUCUCUCUCUCCGCCGCUUCCGCCGACGAGUCUCCAGUUUCCGACCACCGCGAACCCUACUCAGUUUUCCGCAAUGAGAUUUCCUUAUCCACUGUCCAAUGCCCUUCGUCCGAUUCCAUCGCUCCUGAUUUCUUCUCCCUCGAUGUCGCUGGCGAAGCUCCCGGCCAAGACUCCUACCCCGAGCUGGUCGCCGCACCCGAGCCGAAAACGCCUGCUCUCGCGUCGGAGUCGAGGCUCGAGAGCGGUUGGUUUCGCGGCAACUGCAAAUUCAGGAGUCCCAUGCUUCAGCUACAUAAAGAUGGUUUUGCAAUUUGUUUAGUGAUGAUUGCUAAUUGCUAUGCAGAGAUAGUGGAUUUUUGUGAAUUUUUGUCACCCACUCCAGAAGAGAAAGCUGCACGAGACCUUGCUAUAGUAUCUGUAUUUGAAGUUCUAAAACAUAUUUGGCCUCACUGCCAGGUGGAAGUUUUUGGGUCUUUCAGGACAGGGCUGUACCUUCCAACUAGUGAUAUCGAUGUUGUGAUUCUGAAAUCAGGCUUGCCAAAUCCACAGAUUGGCUUGAAUGCAAUUUCUAGAGCAUUAUCACAAAGGGGCAUGGCUAAAAAGAUUCAGGUCAUUGGAAAGGCUCGUGUGCCAAUUAUUAAAUUUGUUGAAAAGAGGAGUGGUGUUGCAUUUGAUAUAAGUUUUGACAUAGACAAUGGACCCAAAGCUGCUGAUUUUAUUCAGGAAGCAGUGGUUAAAUGGCCACCACUAAGGCCACUGUGUUUGAUUUUGAAAGUAUUUUUGCAGCAAAGAGAACUAAAUGAGGUUUAUUCUGGUGGGAUUGGUUCUUAUGCCCUCCUUACGAUGCUGAUGGCAAUGUUGCGGAAUCUGCGCCUGGGCCAAGCUUCUGUGGAGCACAACCUGGGGGUCCUUUUGGUUCAUUUUUUUGAUUUCUAUGGACGCAAAUUGAACACGUCAGACGUUGGUGUGUCUUGUAAUGGGGCAGGCACUUUUUUCUUGAAGAGUACUAAGGGGUUUUCAACCAAAGGGCGGGGUUUUCUUAUUGGCAUUGAGGAUCCACAGGCACCAGAGAAUGACAUUGGGAAGAACUCCUUUAAUUAUUUCCAGAUUAGGUCAGCUUUUGCAAUGGCUUUCUCAACUUUGACAAAUCCCAAGAUCAUCAUGAGCUUAGGACCGAAUAGGAGCAUUCUUGGCACUAUAAUUAGACCAGACCCUGUCUUGCUAGAGCGUAAAGGGGGUUUGAACGGGGAUGUGACUUUUGACAGCUUGCUUCCUGGUGCUGGUGAGCCAUUACAACAACAGUAUGGAGAUCAGGAUAUGUUAUGCAAUUGGCAGUUAGAUUAUGAAGAUGAGCCACUGCCACGGGGAAUUGACACUAGUGCAGAGCCUAGCUCACGCUCUUCAACAAAGAAGAGAAAAUCUGCAUCAAAGGAGAAAUCUAGUAAGAAGCUAAAGGAAAACGGGGAUUUUAGGAUGAUCAGGAAUGAGAAGAAUGACACUAGAAAAGAGAAGAGUAUAAAAAAGAAAAGACAGAGAAAACCACUCCUUGGUGAUCCAUGGGUUUAGAAAGGAACAUCGAAGCACAAACGAAAAAUCAAAUUUGAGUCAAUGUUAUCACAUGACCCAAGGUGCGAGCUUUAUGCCUGCCCAUGGUGACUAGUGCCUUUACUAAUUAUUUGAAUGAGGGAAAGAAAAUAGAGAGGAGAAAAAAAAACACAAUGAUAUUUUUGUUUUGGUUGAAGGGAAAAUGAAAUAGAAAAGGAGAGAAAAGUUUAUUUUUA
Abrus precatorius (Indian licorice) is the source of this 1953-nucleotide messenger RNA. Its product is annotated as non-canonical poly(A) RNA polymerase PAPD5. Gene Ontology annotation, biological process: RNA 3'-end processing. Bases 107 to 1738 code for a protein of 543 amino acids. The transcript has 13 exons. Gene Ontology annotation, molecular function: mRNA binding; poly(A) RNA polymerase activity. The record is from RefSeq and is a predicted model, not a curated record. NCBI's taxonomy places the organism in Eukaryota, Viridiplantae, Streptophyta, Magnoliopsida, Fabales, Fabaceae. Gene Ontology annotation, cellular component: TRAMP complex; nucleolus.